AUGUUGACUCUUUAUCUAGCAGUUGGCUUUGUGAUAACCCUUUUCCUCGUUAACCUAAGUCGCUCGCCCAUCACAAAGCUUCCAGGGCCAUGGUAUACCACGGUCACUAGCUUGGUUCUAAAGUACCAAGAGUUCACUUCGAAUAGACGCCUCUACAUCCAUGGCCUUCACUUGAAAUACGGGCCUACCGUUCGCAUAGCACCCAAUGAGGUUUCGUUCGCCAACCUGGAGGCGAUGAGGGAGAUCUACGCGUCUGGUGGGAGCGGAUACGAUAAAACAGAGUUGUAUGACCUGUUUCGGCAGUUCGGAAUCAAGACCAUGUUCUCAACUCUUGAAAAGCACAGUCAUAGCCAACGUAAACGUGAGCUCGCAGAUCGGUACGCCAUGACCAACAUCUUGCGUGAGGAGCACGUAGCCGCUAUUACGGACCGAGCGAAGGCUUUCGUCUCCAGAUGCGCUGCCUCGUUUCAAAGCGUGGAUGUUUACGUGUGGCUACACUGCUACGCCCUAGAUGGUGUGACAAACUUCAUGUUCAGCCCAGGUGGCUUGCAGUCGCUCGACUCAGAGAACGACUUCGAAAUAAUGGAGGAGCUUACUUACCAUCAGAGCCUGCAGAAAAAUCUCCUGCACUAUUACCUUCCCACUUUAGCUCCCUACUUCCCAUCUGGGUUGGUCCCGCGUCGUGCACCUAUAACCAACGAGUACGUCCUGAAAAUGGCUGCCCAACAACAGCCUUCCCAGCAUAGCCUUGUAGCCAAACUCGCCCGGAAAGACUCUCCACUCAAUCACGCACAGAUCUCAGCAGAGUGCAAGGACCACAUGGCCGCGGGGAUCGAUACAACAGGUGACGGGCUGUGUUUUCUGAUGUGGGAGCUUUCCCAACCGCAAAAUUUCUCCUUUCAAGAGCGACUAUUUGAGGAAUUACGGACCACAGAUCCAAAUUUACCGCUGGAUAAGUUGCCAUACCUUGACGCAGUCGUCAAGGAGGGUUUACGCUGUGCACCGCCAAUCCCAAUGUCUUUCCCGCGGUACGUGCCCAUCGGAGGACGGACGAUAAAUGGGUAUUUCGUCCCCGAGAAGACAAUUGUGAGCUGUCAACCAUACACGGUGCACAGACUCGACGAGGACGUUUUCCCCGAGCCCGACAAAUUUAAUCCAGACCGGUGGAUGGGUGAGAAGGGCGCAGCUGAACGGAACCGGCUGUUUUUUGCUUUUUCAACCGGUGGCAGGGGUUGUACGGGGCGGAACCUGGCGACAGUGGAAAUGAAGGUACUUCUUCGCGAGGUGUACUCCCGGUUUCGUACUACGGUGGCGGAUGAUAUGGAUGGGUGUAUGGAUAUUGACGACCAAAUUAUUUCAGCCCGGCCGCUGAGCCAAACUUGUAAGCUGAGGUUUGAUGAGAGGUAG
Aspergillus versicolor CBS 583.65 is the source of this 1407-nucleotide messenger RNA. RefSeq names its product cytochrome P450. The record is from RefSeq and is a predicted model, not a curated record. Gene Ontology annotation, molecular function: monooxygenase activity; iron ion binding; heme binding. NCBI's taxonomy places the organism in Eukaryota, Fungi, Ascomycota, Eurotiomycetes, Eurotiales, Aspergillaceae. The transcript has 6 exons. The coding region runs from base 1 to 1407 and encodes 468 amino acids.